Homarus americanus (American lobster) is the source of this 1278-nucleotide messenger RNA. RefSeq lists its product as uncharacterized. Gene Ontology annotation, molecular function: nucleic acid binding. The transcript has a single exon. The coding region runs from base 1 to 1278 and encodes 425 amino acids. Gene Ontology annotation, biological process: DNA integration. NCBI's taxonomy places the organism in Eukaryota, Metazoa, Arthropoda, Malacostraca, Decapoda, Nephropidae. The record is from RefSeq and is a predicted model, not a curated record.
AUGAGCCUCCUGAAGCACCGACAACUGCCACGACAAAGUCAACUGUACCGACUAGAGCCAUACCUAGGCCAAGACGGGCUGCUCAGAGUAGGAGGAAGGUUACAAGAUGCCAAAGAAAGAACUGGACCAAUACUACUGCCCAGAGACCACCCAGUAACCAAAAUUAUAGCGCGGGAAGCACACGCGGUUGGCGCUGGCCAUUCCAGGAGAGAACAUACACUGUCCAUACUCUGGUGUGAGUUCUGGAUAGCCCGUUGCCGCCCUCUGCUCGAUAAGAUAAUAAAGGAGUGUGUCACUUGCCGCCGUAACAAUUGGAAACCCACUAGGCAAAUGGAAGCCAUGCUACCCGAUGACCGGACCAAGCCCAGGGAACGUCCCUUCACUUACACGGGCACUGAUUGCUUUGGCCCAUUCACAGUAAGACAAGGACGAAAGAGUACCGAGAGAUAUGGCUGCAUAUUCACCUGUCUAGCUACUCGUGCAGUGCACCUGGAGGUGUUGGAGUCUCUAGAUACAGAUGCACUCCUAAACGCUACUGUCCGCUUCAUCGCCAGAAAGGGUACGACUCCGAAACGUAUUCGUUCAGACAAUGGCAGCAACAUGGUCGGCGCUUGCAAGGAACUCCGUGCGGCAGUGCGUAGAUGGAGGAAUGAUGAACGCAUAAACAGACACUUUCAGAAGAAAGAUAUAGAAUGGGUAUUCAACCCUCCAGCGGCUUCACACAUGGGAGGAGUCUGGGAACGGCAAAUCCAAACAGUCAGAAAGGUUCUCAGAGCAAUUGUGGGGACCCAAGUCCUGGAUGAAUAUCGACUGCAGACGCUAUUUUGUGAAGUGGAAGCAAUCAUAAAUAAUCGACUCAUCACCCCUGCCUCAAGCGACGUGAGGGACCUGGAAGCGCUUACACCAGCCCACAUCCUCCACGGUGGCCCACACGCUGAUCUGUCACUAGGAGGAUGUCUUCUGAAGGACUCGUAUCAACGACGGUGGCGGCACGUGCAGUUCCUAGCAGAACGCUUCUGGAAACGCUGGGUGAGGGAGUACCUUCCACUCCUCUGCAAAAGACAGAAGUACAUAGAACCAACCCGAAAUCUACAGGAAGGCGACCUCGUCCUCGUCACUGGGGAAAAUCUUCCUCGCAACAAAUGGCCAUUGGGCAGGGUCACGGCAGUGGUCCCAGGAGCUGAUGGUCUGGUGCGCCAGGUGCGUGUGCAAACAGUAUCUGGGGAGUUCCGAAGGCCAGUGACCCGUGUAUGCCUUCUUGAACACGCCACACCGUAA